AUGGCGCCCGAAAAAUAUGGCGAGGAGAAGGAGAUUGAUCGCCUCAGUCAUCUGGCGUCUGCACGGAAUGUUUUGCUGACACUUGGUUUAGAGGAUGAGGAUUGGGUCAUGUGGUUAGAUAUUGACAUAAAGAGGGCGCCGCGUGACUUGCUACAGCUUAUGCUAAAAGCGAAUAAAACAAUUGUUGCUCCGCAGUGCGUCACUCAAUACAGACAUUCGCUAUUUACAUAUCAUGAGUACGAUUUUCAUACUUGGCGGGAAACAGAGGCCUCAUUAGCAUACCAGGCGGGGAAGAAAAAGCCAAAGUAUAUAUUUCUGGAAGGUUACAACCAACCUCGCCCGAAGAGAAUAUAUCUUGUUGAUUUGUACAGGGACAGUGAUGUCGUAAAAGUGAACGGGGUUGGCGCAUGCGCCUUGUUAGUGAAGGCGGAUCAUCAUCGAAGAGGUUUAAACUUUCCGGCAGUCUUCUAUAAAAAUCAUAUUGGGUCCGAGGGCCUGGCUCGAAUGGCGCAGGAUAUGGGGAUAUCAGUUUGGGGGAUGCCGAGAAUAGCAGUUUUACAUUCUUGA
Molecule: messenger RNA, 567 nt
Organism: Lineus longissimus
Lineage: Eukaryota; Metazoa; Nemertea; Pilidiophora; Heteronemertea; Lineidae
Exons: 1
Coding region: 1-567 (188 amino acids)
Biological process (GO): protein N-linked glycosylation; cell wall mannoprotein biosynthetic process
Cellular component (GO): mannan polymerase complex
Molecular function (GO): alpha-1,6-mannosyltransferase activity
Source: RefSeq, a predicted model, not a curated record